This is a messenger RNA of Triticum aestivum (bread wheat), 1233 nucleotides long. Its product is annotated as ethylene-responsive transcription factor 1-like. The transcript has 3 exons. Gene Ontology annotation, molecular function: DNA-binding transcription factor activity; DNA binding. Lineage: Eukaryota; Viridiplantae; Streptophyta; Magnoliopsida; Poales; Poaceae. Gene Ontology annotation, biological process: regulation of DNA-templated transcription; ethylene-activated signaling pathway. The record is from RefSeq and is a predicted model, not a curated record. Bases 1 to 1233 code for a protein of 410 amino acids.
AUGUGUGGUGGAGCGUCCCUCGCGGACGUCAAGGUUCCCACGGUGACGUGGAAAGUGACGAAGGCGGCUCUAUGUCCCAAGAAGAAGAAGCCCCGGCAUGGCAGCAACGGGGGCCGAUGCUUCACAGGGCUUGGUGGGUGCAUGGGACCCGACGUGGACGACAACGAGGAGGAUUUCGAGGCCGAACUCGAAGUGUUCGAGGUCGACUUCGGGGACUCCGACGUGGAGCUCGGGCGCACUAGGGUGGAUGAGAAGGAUGACGACAACGAGGUCGUCGAGAUCAAGUCCUUUGCCGCCGCCAAGAGUUCCCUCUCCCAAGUGAUUGGUUGUUGUACCAGGAGAUUGUGUGAUUGGUUCGGAAAAGAUGACUUAAGCACCAUGACUACUGCAGGUUUUGAUGGUCCUUCAGCAAAAAGGAAGAGAAAGAGUCAAUUUAGGGGUAUUCGUCAGCGCCCCUGGGGUAAGUGGGCUGCUGAAAUCAGAGAUCCAAGCAAGGGUGCACGUGUCUGGCUUGGUACUUUCAACAGUGCUGAAGAAGCUGCAAGAGCUUACGAUGUUGAAGCACGCAGGAUCCGUGGCAACAAGGCCAAGGUUAACUUUCCAAAGGAACCAAUAGUUCCACAGAAGCGUCGUGCUCGCCCUGGUGCUCCUAAAGCACCAAAGCUAAGCGUGGCAUCGGAACCUUCUGUCAUGCCAUCAGUCAACAACCUUUCCAACCCAAAUGCUUUCAUCUACCCAUCUGCUAACUUUGCAUCAAACCAGCCACUUGCUCUACCUGACAACCUGUCAUUUUUUCCUAUAAUGAACUCUGAUGGCCCUGUUGAAGCCUCUGUUAUGAAUCAGUACUCUGACCAGGGAAUCAACUCCUUUAGCUUCUCUGACUUGGAGUGGGAUUACAACACCAAGAAUCUAGAUAUACCAUCCAUUGCUCCAAUUUCUACCAUUACUGAAGGAGCAGAAUAUGCACUUGCCCAGAGUAACGCCUAUAACUCAGUUGUGAUUCCUGAAGGAGCUGAAUCUGCACUUGCCCAGAGUAACACCUACAACUUAGUGGUGCCUCAUGUUAUGGAGAACAAUGGUGUCGAUUUCAAUGCUUGGCCAAGGUUUCUUAUGGAUGAUGAAGUGGACGAGCCGAUUGAUAGCCUUCUGAAUUUUGAUGUACCUCAGGAUGUCGUUGUCAACAUGGACCUCUGGAGCUUCGAUGGCAUGCCCAUGUGUGGCGAAUUUUUAUAA